AUGACAUGUGUGUAUAAGUUUAUUAGUAUUUCGAUUAAGUCUUUAACUAAAGUAUAUAUUUUUAAAAAUCAAGAGGAAACAAUGCCAUCAAAAUCAAAAUUUCAAGUAGCAUCGGACGUUAAGAAAAGAAAAUGUGGUUCAUUAUUCGAAAAAUGGUUGAAAUUAUUAUCGGCAAUUCUUUUACCGUUGGCCAUUAGUGUAUUUACCGUUGUACAAACAAUACAAGAAAACAAUAUUGCCUUUCGUCAACGUGAACAAGAGCAACGUCAAGCCGAUGAAUUACAACGUGAUACAAUUUUUGCAGCAUAUAUUAAAGAAAUGGGUGAAUUAUUUAUGAAUAAAGGACGGAACGUUAGUGAGCAAGAAAUGAUUGAACGUCUUGUAUUUGCACGGGCUAAAACACUGGCAGCAUUACGACAAAUCGAUUUACAAAGAAAGACAUAUUUGAUACAAUUUCUAUAUGAAGCAUGUCUUUUGGACAACCGAAAAUAUCCAAUCGAUCUAAGUGGCGCUGAUUUAAGUGGUAUUAGUCUAAGUGGUAAAUCAUUCAAGUCACGAAAUAAUUUAGACUAUUUGUAUCUUCCUAAUGUUAAUUUGAUAGGAGCAUCCUUCAGUCAUACCUAUUUAACACAAGCCGAUUUUCAUGGAUCAAUCAUGACCAGUUCUAAUUUUACUGAUGCAUAUUUACAUAAAGCUAAUUUUACUUACUGUCAAUUAGACGGUAUUGAUUUUUCAAUGGCUUAUGCGUCGACAGCAAGAUUUCAAUAUGUUAAUUUGACUGGUGCAUUUCGUCCACCUCUUGCUCCAAUAUGGCAUUCAAUUGUAUCCAAUGGUGCUUACGUGGACAUAUUUUUGCCCGAUAAUUCUACUCUAAUAGGAGCUUUUAACAAUGUAGUAAGAAAUGGUGAUGCUGAGGCAGAUGGAACAUGUCCAACUAAUAUGCAAACACAUCAACUACCAUCACAAUGGUAUUAUCCUUCAAAUUUCUCAUCUAUUAUCAACUGUUCGAUAUUAGCUGUUGAGGGUAAUUGUUGUUUUUGGGGUGGAAAAAAAAUCGUUUAG
Didymodactylos carnosus is the source of this 1062-nucleotide messenger RNA. The record is from the annotation of a GenBank genome assembly. Lineage: Eukaryota; Metazoa; Rotifera; Eurotatoria; Philodinida; Philodinidae.